AUGUCGAUAUUUGGGUCGACGACGGGCCAGACGGGCGGAGGAGGAUUGUUUGGGUCAAGCACGCAGACUGGAGGAGGGUUAUUUGGACAAAGCACGCAGCAAAGUCAGCCACAACAAACCGGAGGCCUGUUUGGGCAGAGCACGCAGCAAAGUCAGCCUCAACAAACAGGGGGUUUAUUUGGCCAAAGUUCACAGCAAACCCAACCGGCGCAAACUGGCGGCUUGUUCAGCGGUUUAAAUAAACCUCAACCGCAGCAGCAGACCGGAGGACUCUUUGGUCAAGGCACUCAACAGCAACAGCAACCACAACAAGCUGGGGGGCUGUUCGGAAGUUUGGGUCAGAAUACACAGCAGACUCAACAGCAACCGCAGCAGCAGCAAGCUAGUAGCUUAUUUGGUGGAUUCGGCCAGAGUACACAGCAGAAUCAGCAACAGAGCGGAGGUUUAUUUAGUGGUCUGGGACAGAGUCAAAACCAGCAACAACGGCCGGGGCUCUUCUCUUCAUCGACACAACAGCAGCAGCCUCAAUUAGGGCAAAGCCAACUUGGUGGAUCAUUAUGGCAGCCGAACAGUGGAAUGAAUCCUCGUGAAAAGAGCGUUCCCGAGCAAAUCGCAACUGUCCUCCAAAAAUGGGAUAUCGGCAGCCCCAACUGUGUAUUUCAGCACUAUUUCUACAACAAGGUGGAUGAAAACAUGGCGCCAUUUUACAAGCCUGGGCCGACUGAAGAUCCAAAAGCCUGGGAUGAGGCCCUUUCAAAGAAGCCUGGUCCUGGAUUUAUUCCAGUUCUGUGUGUUGGAUUCGAGCAGUUAGGGAAGAGGAUCGAACUUCAACAACGGAAUCUCGCGCACUACAACGCUCGCCUCCAUGAGAUCAACAAUUCUCUAUCGUUGAUGUUGUCAAACCACGAUACAAAGACAAGUAUCAGGGCUAUGGAAGCGAGGAGGAGACACGUCCAACUCAAGCAAAGAUGUUUAUCGUUAGCCACCAAGGUUCAGAUUCUGAGGAAUAGAGGAUAUGCGUUAGGUGCUGAUGAAGAGGACUUGAAGACGAAAUUACAAGCCUUAGAAAGAGGUGUUACGGAUCCUGGCCUUGGCGCAAGAGGGGAAGAAAUAUGGGCUCGGAUGCUCACAGUACAGGAGCGGGCAAAACUAUUGAAGGCGGAGAUAGAAAAUAGUGGUUCAGAGGACCCUGUUGGAUUGGACGAGGGCAUGACCCAACAGGCAAAGAAGAUUCUUGAGGACUACCAAACCCAACUGGACCAUUUGAAGAAGGAAAUAGAAUCCAUUCAAAACGAUUAUGUCAAUUGGGUCAAGGAGCAGGGGCCUGAGCCUCUACGGGUAAAGAAAGAAGAUAGGAGGGCGAAAGCAGAGGCAGACUUUUCUGAAAAGUCAGCUUUCAUGAGGCAUAAGAUGAGCACGACACCUGCUAGCUAUAUGCCCUAUUCAUGA
Molecule: messenger RNA, 1449 nt
Organism: Lachnellula hyalina
Lineage: Eukaryota; Fungi; Ascomycota; Leotiomycetes; Helotiales; Lachnaceae
Gene: NUP57
Product: Nucleoporin
Exons: 3
Coding region: 1-1449 (482 amino acids)
Biological process (GO): nuclear pore organization; protein localization to nuclear inner membrane; NLS-bearing protein import into nucleus
Cellular component (GO): nuclear pore; nuclear pore central transport channel
Molecular function (GO): structural constituent of nuclear pore
Source: RefSeq, a predicted model, not a curated record